Loxodonta africana (African savanna elephant) is the source of this 17355-nucleotide messenger RNA. RefSeq names its product solute carrier family 35 member F5 (gene SLC35F5). The transcript has 16 exons. The record is from RefSeq and is a predicted model, not a curated record. Gene Ontology annotation, cellular component: membrane. Lineage: Eukaryota; Metazoa; Chordata; Mammalia; Proboscidea; Elephantidae. The coding region runs from base 406 to 1842 and encodes 478 amino acids.
ACCCGGAGCCAAAGCCGGGGCCGAGUCCCUGCGAACAGCCCUACCUCCAGCCCUUGGUGGCAGCCGCAGUGCCCUGACCGAGAUGGGGACGGUCUCGAGGGGCGGCGUGAGGGGGCGGCUGACAGGGGCGCCCUAGACCCGUCCAGACUCGGGCAUUGAGGAAGCAGCCAGCGAGUACUACUGUCGUCUCCCUGGAGGUCGCCGACCCUGUCUGGAAAGGCGUCACGGACUUAACUUUUUUACCGCUCCUCCCACCCCAUACAGUAGGAGGAGUCCCUUUAACAGCUGUUUCCUCUCCUUACUCCUCGUGCGCUGAGUUCUUCACCUCCUUUUAGGCUCAUAUCUGCCACGUUUCCAGGUAUUACUUUUGAAGACCUCAGAAAAGCCUUUAAAAUCAGACUACAAAUGGUGUGUGUAUUUAUCAUGAACCGAAUGAAUUCCCAGAGCAGUGGUUUCACUCAGCGCAGGCGAAUGGCCCUUGGGAUUGUUAUUCUCCUACUUGUUGAUGUCAUAUGGGUGGCGUCCUCUGAACUUACUUCGUAUGUUUUUACUCAGUACAACAAACCAUUCUUCAGCACCUUUGCAAAAACAUCUAUGUUUGUUCUGUACCUCUUGGGCUUUAUUAUUUGGAAGCCAUGGAGACAACAGUGUACAAGAGGAUUUCGAGGAAAGCAUGCUGCUUUUCUUACAGAUGGUGAAGGUUAUUUCGCUGCUUGCACGACGGAUACAACUGUGAAUAGUUGUUUGAGUGAACCUCUGUAUGUUCCUGUGAAAUUUCAUGAUCUUCCAAGUGAAAAACCUGACAGCACAAAUAUUGAUACUGAAAAAACUCCCAAAAAAUCUCGCGUAAGGUUCAGUAAUAUUAUGGAGAUUCGACAGCUCCCAUCAAGCCAUGCAUCGGAAGCUAAGUUGUCACGCAUGUCAUAUCCUGCUGUGAAAGACCAAGAGUCCAUACUAAAAACUGUGGGGAAACUUAAUGCAACUCAAGUAGCAAAAAUAAGCUUUUUUUUUUGCUUUGUGUGGUUUUUGGCGAAUUUGUCAUAUCAAGAAGCACUUUCAGACACACAAGUUGCUAUAGUUAAUAUUUUGUCUUCAACUUCUGGACUUUUUACCUUAAUCCUUGCUGCAGUGUUUCCAAGUAACAGCGGAGAUAGAUUUACCCUUUCUAAACUAUUAGCUGUAAUUUUAAGCAUAGGAGGUGUUGUACUGGUAAACCUGUCAGGAUCUGAAAAAUCUGCUGGAAGAGGCACAACAGGUUCCAUUUGGUCUCUUGUUGGAGCUAUGCUUUAUGCUGUCUAUAUUGUUAUGAUUAAGAGAAAAGUAGACAGAGAAGAUAAGCUGGAUAUUCCUAUGUUCUUUGGUUUUGUAGGUCUGUUUAAUCUGCUGCUCUUAUGGCCAGGUUUCUUUUUACUUCAUUAUACUGGAUUUGAGGACUUUGAGUUUCCCAAUAAAGUAGUAUUAAUGUGCAUUGUCAUUAAUGGCCUUAUUGGAACAGUCCUCUCAGAGUUCCUGUGGUUGUGGGGCUGCUUUCUUACCUCAUCACUGAUAGGCACACUUGCACUAAGCCUUACAAUACCUCUGUCCAUAAUAGCUGACAUGUGUAUGCAAAAGGUGCAGUUUUCUUGGUUAUUUUUUGCAGGUGCUGUCCCUGUAUUUUUUUCAUUUUUUAUUGUAACUCUCCUAUGCCAUUAUAAUAAUUGGGAUCCUGUGAUGGUGGGAAUCAGAAGAAUUUUUGCAUUUAUAUGCAGAAAACAUCGAAUUCAGAGAGUUCCAGAAGACAGUGAACAAUGUGAGAGUCUCAUUGCUAUGCACAGUGUUUCUCAGGAAGAUGGAGCUAGUUAGCUGUUAUCCAUAGCCCAGCCAGUAAUGGAACAUUAUACAGCGAAGAGACAAUCUCUGGCAAGUUUUUGUAGAAAAAUGUCUCAGUGCCUAGUCUGAAAAAUAACGGUUUCAGUUCUUUGAAACUCUGAAAUAUGUUUUCCUCCUAUCUGUUUUCUUCAUUUUUAUAAUGAAGUACUUUGCUGUGUAGCUGUAUACAUAUCACUACAACUCUAGGAAGUUCUCGUCCACAGUCUCUCUAAAGGGCCAGCCUGCCUUACACAUCUCAAGGAGUUCAGCAGAUGCGAAAAUUUGAACUAACCAAGGAAUAAAAUCCUAAUGUUCUAGAGACUUUAUUUUCACAUAUUUGUUAAAUGCUGGGCAAAAACAUUGUCAGGAAAUCAUUUAAGUAUAUAGAUCAGUGUUUCUUACAGGUAAAAUGCUGAAAUAAGCUGUCUGUAAUAGGUACGGAUUGUAUUUCUGAGUUUUGUAGAAUAUUGCAAAUUAACAACACAAACAAGAAUGUUUAAUUUAUGCAAGAAGUGUGUUCAUGCCAGUUUGGUGGGGCUUUAAAAAGAAUAAUUAUUUGAGAAAAGAUCUUGUUUGCUUACACUACGUAUACUGUGUUAUCCUUUCAUAGCAUUAGUUGCCUUGUAUUUUGAAUCUGUGACAAACCAUGACAAAUUUUUAUAUGGGAAGUAUUAUUGUAAAACGAAGACUUAUGUAUUUCUAAAGUCUAUAUUGCUAUAAAUUUAAUUGAUAAAGCUCUGCUUAAUUUAGAGUUUUGAAAAAUAUUCACUCUUCAAUUAGGAAAUUUUCAUAAUGGAAUGAUUUAAACUGAAGUGAUAAAGAAUAUUAUUAAAAUAAAAUGUUUAAAAAUGUUUAUAUAUAUAUGUAUUUGUGUAUUAUAGAUGUAUCAAGUGGUUCUAGUUUGUUUGUUUUCAUGUAUAAAUGUGCCAAAUUGCUCUAGAACUGGAAUCUUCUUUAAUUCUAAUUUUCCUAAAUAAAUUUUUAAUGAUUAAAAUAUCAAAGAAGGAAGGCAAGAAAAAAUUCUACUUUAAAAAUUAAAUUUGAAUUUUUCUUCUGCUAAGAUUAAUUUAAAUUUUAUUUCUAAUUGUAACUCUUAAGCUUCAAUCUUAUACAUACUCACUGUGCAACGGCUCCUGGGCUUUCUUUACCACACACCUCUUUGGGUGAAUGUCUCAGGAUUCAUCCAGCCUUUUGAUUAGACAAAACCCAUUUCCUUUUCUAGCUUUGUGAGAAUCAUUUAGUUCUCUUUAAAAUUUCUCAUCGAAUCUGCUUUUUUAAAAAAUUCUCUUUGCAGUGUUUUGCUUCAGUUUGUCCUGUCACUUUUUUUUUUUAAAUCACUUUGGUGUUACCAUGAGUCUAAAGUGAAGUUUAGCCAUCUUCCUGCUUAGUCCUGAGAACUUUCAUAUUAUAUUAGUUUAAUAUGAUAUCAAAUUAAAAAAGACAACCAUACUCUCCCUGGGUGCCACCAAAAAUUCUUGUUAAACUAAAAAUAAUGUUCAUUUUAUUAUACUGUUUGUCUGUAGAGCUUGACAAGGUAAAGGUGUGUGAAGAAUGUGGACUUGCAAGGAAUUUUUUAUUAACAGGAAUUUAAUGAAGUAACAUUUCAAUUACUCAAAGACUAAUUUUGGUUGAAGUUCAUUAUCUAAACACCUUUUCUUUCUGGUUUUACUUCAUCAGUUUACAAGCUAAAAUAAUUGAAACAGUGGAGGCGAAACUCAAACUUUAAAGUGUUCUGUAAAUAUGGUAAGAAAAGAGGUUGAACUUAGAGUUUUUUGGUUGUUCAUGUGCUCUGUGUUCACAUCUUCAUACAGAUCAUGUGUUGUCACUUAAGAUUCUGGAAGGUAGUAAUGCUUAGUUAGCUGAACUUGAUAGACCUCGAGCAGGUCUUCUUCCACUAGGUGGGUGCUGUAUCAAGGAACCAAAAAAACCAAAAAACCUUUUCCGACAAGUUGAUUUCGACUCACAGCGACCCUAUAGGACAAAGUAGAACUGCCCCACAGAGUUUCCGAGGAGCACCUGGUGGAUUCGAACUGCCAAUCUUUUGGAUAGGAGCCGUAGCACUCUUAACCACUACGCUACCGUUUUAAAAGAGAUAGAGGUUGAUUGAUUAAAAAUAUAAAUUGCUGCUGCUUUGCCCACCCACGUAUUAUCUUUUCUCUCAGGUUUAUUUAUCUGAAUGAUUGUUAUGUUUGAAUACUGCAGCCAUUUGCGUGAGCAAUUGAGGUCUUCCUUUCUCCUCUUUUGUAAUAAAGAGUUUAUCAAGACACAAAGUUGUGGUGGGUUACUUCCAUUCUGUGGAUUACCCAGAAAUCUAGGUGUCAAGGCCCCAUCAUCACAGCAGCCACAUCGCAGGCAUUUGGAAGUACUGGACAGAGGUUAACUCAAGGGACUGCUGUUGUCUUUCCUCCCUGUGAGAACAGUGUUGGCCCGUGAUUCUAUUUUUCAGAAUCUAAAGACACAAGUGGGGAUUUCUAAUACCUUGUUUUCAGACUUUUACUUUUCUUUCCAUAAACCCAUUGAAACCAUUGCCGUCGAGUCGAUUCCAACUCAUAGCGACCCUAUAGGACAGAGUAGAGCUGCCCCAUAGAGUUUCCAAGGAGCGCCUGGCGGAUUCGAACUGCCGACCCUUUGGUUAGGAGCCGUAGAUAAUUUGAAUUCCAUUAUUGUAUAAUGUUUCAAAAUAUGGCCUUGAUUGAAGGAAGUGUGGUAUUUUGUCAGAAGGACUUUGUUAGAUGAACAUCAGAAUCUCAGCUAAAAUAAAACUGAACAAGGAGGCAGCCUUCAAAUGCUUGGGUGGAUACUCUUUGAAGCUCAGACCCAUUAAAGGUAUGUAAUGCACCUAUACGUAAUCCCUUAAAUAAUUUUUUUUUUUUUUUAUUGAGAUACUGGCUUCAGUCAGCUAGACUUAAUUGAUUCCUUACAUUAAAAUGAUUUUCCCCUCUGGCAGCUGAAAAAGAAAGUUCAUUGUUUCUGUAGAAGUGAGCUCACAAGGUUAAAUGUGAAUGUUCUCAAAGGUACACAGCCUUGUUUCAGGAAGAAUGUUAAUGACCACUUUGAAAUCAAUCGUGCAGAGCCAGCUUGGGGUUGCAAGGUAUGACUCCUCUGGGAAGCCAAGUUUUUUCAGCAGUCAGUGUGGUAAUGUCUUUAGCGCUAAUCUCAGUGUGCUGACUGAAGAAAAAAUACCUUAAAAGGAGGAUAAAGGAUGAAUUAAUUAGAAGAUAUUUUUUCCAGAAUCAUAUUAACAAAUAAAUGAAACAUUAUUUUCAUUUUUAGUGGUUCAGGUUUUGUUAUAAUCCUGCUUCAUUUCUUCCUACUGCGCUUUUGAAAUAUUUCUUCUUACUAAAUAAUUUAGGAAUAAUUCACAGAAAUAAGAGAUGAGUAAUCUCUGUGCCAUCUGCAGGUUAACCUUCUAUAGCUAACAUUGUGUACUGAUUUUUAUGGUGAUAUGGCAUUUAUGAGGGCUAUUUUUUUUUAUAGUUUAUAGAAUUUGAAGCAGUGUUCUAGUGUAAUACAUCUAUCAUGUUGUGCCAAAAAUUUCAUUUAAAUAAAUUGUGGUACACUUUUUACACAGACUUGCAAUUUUUAAACUUCACAGUUUCUUUUUUAUAGUAUCCACAUUUGCCUGAACAAGAAGUAAUAAAAUUUCCCUUUAAAUCUUAAGGGCCUUUAAUAAACUGGGGACAGAAAAUGAGUUCAUUAUAAAUUAAAAGCAAAUAAUGACCAUUGGGAAUUUGCUGUUCUAUUAAUCUGAAGCCUCUUUUGUUUUGUCAUCAGGAGUAAAGAUGGCAUGACAAGUAAAAUCUUUAAUUUUUGUUUCCUUAGACUUCCUUUUUAUCUAAAAAGAACUGUGGUUUGUAUGUCUUAAAAACUAAGCAUCAUUUUAAUGUCAUUGCAUUUUAAAGAGCAGUAUUUUUUAAAUAAAAUUAUUUAAUAUGUAUUUCAUUUAGAAUGUUAAAUGAAACCGUUGACAUAUUUAAGAAAAAAAUUGCAUAAUGAGAAGCAGUGCUGUCGGGUUAGGCAUUUGCUAUAAAAUGCUAACGUGAAAUGGUAACAUCUCCACUGAGAGAAUAUUUUGAAUAUGUGGUGACAUGAAUGUGAUCUUAUUUGUCAGUUGGGAGCUUGGGGUGAAGAAGCACUCAGCUAGAGACAACAUUUCCUUCCUGAUGUCUUUCAACUUGGAAAAGUAAAACUUCAAAACUGGAAAUUUUAAUAAGUUACUCCAUGAAAUUUUUAGUUUUUAAUUUUACAUGUGAUUUCUUUCUUUUACCAACUUUAAUUUAGAAGUGAUUCAAACGAUCCUUGUAUACUAACUAUUCAGUAUUUCUCUACUUGGAUUAAAACUUUAAUUGUUGUAAUUAUCUCAGGCAACACUGAAGUCAGUUAUGUGAGAGCAUCCAGUAAUUUCCAUGGAUUUUUGCAAGGCAGGUAGGAAGAAUUCCGUUUCAAGAGUCUUAUUUUUGACACUAGGUAAAAACAACUGUUUAGAGUCUUACUGCAGGUAUUUACUUGUUUGGAAUGUCCUUCACAUUUUCCUUUUUCCUUAUGGAAAAUUCAGUGUCAAUCAGACAAUGUAACUUUCAAAGCAAAGUUUUGUUGAAGGCUAUCCUUAAUUAUUCUGGGAUAAAGUAUAAUAUACUAAGUUUUUUGUUCUUUUUUAUUGUGCUUUAAGUGAAAGUUUACAAUUCGUCAGUUUCUUAUACAAAAACUUACACACGUUGUUAUGUGGCGCUAGUUGCCCUCCCUAUAAUGUGACAGCACACUCUUCCCUACCCCCCCCCCCCCGUAUUUCCUGUGUCAAUUCAAGCAACUCUUGUUCAUUCUCAUCUGGCCUCCAGACAGGAGCUGCCCACUUACUCUCAAGUGUCCACUUGAGUUAAGAAGCGCCCUCCUCACCAGUGUCAUGUCUUAUAAACCAAAACCUGUUGCUGUCAAGUGGAUUCUGACUCAUAACGACCCUAUAGGACGGGGUAGAGCUGCCCCAUAGGGUUUCCAAGGAGCACCUGGUAGAUUCAAACUGCCCAUCUUUUGGUUAGCAGCCAAACUCUUAACCACUACACCAUCAGGGUUUCCAUCAUGUCUUAUAGUCCAGUCUAAUCUUUGAUGAGUUGGCUUCAGGAAUGGUUUUAGUUUUGGGCAAACAGAGAGUCCAGAGGCCAUGUCCUCUGCGGUCCCCCCAGUCUCAGACCGUUAAGUCUGGUCUUUUUAUGAGAAUUUGAGUUCUGGACGCCCCUUUUCUCCAGCUCCAUCAGGAACCCUCUGUUGUGUUCCCUGUCAGCCAUUGGUGGUAGCCAGGUACCAUCUAAGUCUUCCUGUCUCAGGCUGAUGGAGCCUCUGGUAUAUGUGGCACUCUCUGUCUCUUGGGCUCAUAUUUUCCUUGUGUCUUUGGUGUUCUUCAUUCUCCUUUGCUCCAGGUGGGUUGGGACCAAUUGAUGCAUCUUAGAUGGCUGCUUGCUGGCUUUUAAGACCCCAGACACCACUCACCAAAGUGGGAUGCGUAAUGUUUUCUUAAUAUACUUUGUUAUGCCAAUUGACCUAGAUGUCACCGGAAACCAUAGUCCUCAGACCUGCGCCCCUGCUACUCUGUCCGUCGAAGUGUUUGGUUGUAUUCCGGAAACUUCAUAGCUUUCAGUUUAGUCCAGUUGUGCUGACUUCCGUAUUGUGUGUUGUCCUUUCCCUUCACCUAAAAUAAUUCUUUUCUACUAUCUAGUUAGUGAAUACCCCUCUCCCUCCCUCCCUACCCUUGAAACCAUCAAAGAAUCUUUUCUUCUGUGUUUAACUUUUUUCUUGAGUUCUUAUAAUAGUGAUCUCAUACAAUAUUUGUCCUUUUGCCCUGACUGAUUUCACUCAGCAUAAUGCCUUCCAGAAUCCUCCAUGUUAUGAGAUGUUUCACAGAUUCGUCUUUUAUCAUUGCAUAGUAUUCCAUUGUGUGAAUAUACCAUAAUUUGUUUAUCCAUUCAUCUAUUGAUGGGCACCUAGGUUGUUUCCAUCUCUUUGCUAUUGUAAACAGUGCUGCAAUGAACAUGAGUGUGAAUGUAUUUGUGUGAGGGCUCUUAUUUCUCUAGGAUAUAUUCCAGGGAAUGGGAUUGCUGGAUUGUAUGAUAGUUCUAUUUUUAGCUUUUUAAGGAAACACCAAAUUGAUUUCCAAAGUGGUUAUACCUUUACAUUCUCACUAGCAGUGUAUAAGUGUUCCAGUCUCUCCAUAACCUCUUCAACAUUUAUUAUUUUGUGUUUUUUGGAGUAAAGCUAGCCUUGUUGGGGUGAGAUGGUAUCUCAUUGUAGUUUUGCUUGGCAUUUCUCUAAUGGCUAAUGAUCGUGAGCAUUUCCUCGUGCAUCUGUUAGCCACCUGAAUGUCUUCUUUGGUGAAGCGCCUGUUGGCCUGCUCAUACCCUUUGCCCAUUUUUUGAUUGGGUUAUUUUUGUGGUUGAGGUUUUCCAGUAUCUUGUAGAUUUUAGAGAUUAGAUGCUGAUCAGAAUUGUCAUAGCCAAAAAAUUUUCUGAGUGUAUAGGUUCUCUUUUUACUGUCUUGGUGAAAUCUUUGGAUGAGCAUGAGUGUUUGAUUUUUAGGAGCUCCCAGUUAGUUUUGUUUUUUUUCCCAGUUAAUCUAGUUUCUCUUCUGGUGUAUGAAUUUACGUCUGGAUUCUCAAUUCUGUUCAUCGGUUUCUGUGUCUGUUGUACCAGUACCAGGUUGUUUUUACUACCACGGUGGUAUAGUAGUUUCUAAAAUCAGGUAAUGUGAGGCCUCCCACUUUCUUCUUCUUUUUCAAUAAUGCUUUACUUAUCCAGGUCUAUUUUCUUUCCAUAUUAAGUUGACGAUUUGCUUCUCCAUUUUAUUAAAAACUGCCUUUGGAAUUUGGAUCAGGAUUACAUUGUAUCUAUGCAUCGCUUUGGGUAGAAUAGGUAUUUUCACAAUGCUGAGUCAUCCUAAACAUGAGCAAGGUAUGUUUUCCCACUUAUGUGGGUCUCUUUUGGUUUCUUGCAGUAGUCCCUUGUAGUUUUCUUUGUAUAGGCCUUUUAUGUUUCUGGUUAGAUUCAUUCGUAAGUAUUUUAUCUUCUUGAGGGCUAUGGUAAAUGGUAUUGAUUUCGUGAUUUCUUCUUCAGUGUUCUCUUUGUUGGUGUAGAGGAAUCCAACUGAUUUUUUUUUUUAUCUUGUAUCCUGAUACUCUGCUGAACUCUUCUAUUAGUUCUAGUAGUUUUCCUGUGGAUUCUUUAGGGAUUUCUGUGUAUAAGAUCAUAUCAUCUGCAAAUAAAGAUACCAUUACUUCUUCCUCACCAAUUUGGAUGCCUUUGUUUUUUUUUCUAGCCUAAUUGCUCUGGCUAGGACCUCCCACCCAAUGUUGAGUAAGAGCAGUGAUAAAGGGCAUCCUUGUCUGGUUCCUUUUCUCAAGGGGAAUGCUUUCAGACUCUCUCCGUUUAGGAUGAUGCUGGCUGUUGGCUUCAUAUAAAUGCAUUUUGCUAUGUUGAGGAAUUUCCCUUCUGUUCCUGUUUUGCUGAGUUUUUAUCAUGAAUGGGUGUUGGACUUUGUCAAAUGCCUUUUCUGCAUCAAUUGAUAAGAUCAUAUGUUUCUUGUCUUUUGCUUUGUUUGUGUGAUGGAUUGCAUUGAUUGUUUUUUAAUGUUAAACCAUUCCUGCAUACCUGGUAUGAAUCCCACUUGGUCGUGGUGAGCUGUUUUUUUGAUAUGUUGUUGAAUUCUAUUGGCGAGAAUUUUGUUGAGGAUUUUUGCAUCUACAUUCAUGAGGGAUAUAGGUCUAUAAUUUUCUUUUUUUGUGGUGUCUUUACCUGGUUUUGGCAUCAGGGUUAUGCUGGUUUCAUACAAUGAGUUUGGGAGUAUACCAUCCUUUUCUGUGCUCUGAAAUAACUUCAGUAGUAGUGGUGACAACUUUUCUCUAAAAGUUAGGUAAAAUUCUACAGUGAAGCCAUCAGGGCCAGGACUUUCUUUGUCGGGAGUUUUUUUAAUUACCUUUUCAAUCUCUCUUUUCCUUAUAGGUUUAUUUAGUUGUUCUACCUCUGUUUGUGUUAGUUUAGAUAGGUAGUUUGUUUCUAGAAAUUUAUCCAUUUCCUCUAGGUUUUCAAAAUUUGUUACAGAAUACGAUUUUUCAUAGUAUUCUGUUAUGAUCCUUUUAAUUUCAGUUGGGUCUGUUGUGAUAUUGCCCAUCUCAUUUCUUUUUUGGGUCAUUUGCGUUCUCUCCUGUUUUUCUUUUGUCAGUUUGGCCAGUGGUUGAUUGAUUUUGUUGAUCUUUUCAAAGAACUAGCUUUGGGUCUUGUUAACUCUUUCAAUUGUUUUUCUAUUCUCUAUUUCAUUUAAUUCUGCUCUGAUUUCUAACAUUUGCUUUCUUCUGGUGCCAAAGGGCUUCUUCUUCUUCUUUUUUUUUUUUCAAAUUUUUUAUUAAACUUUAGAUGAAGGUUUACAGAACAAACUAGUUUCUCAUUAAACAGUUACUAAACAUAUUGUUAUGUGACAUUGGUUAACAACCCCACGGCACGUCAACACUCUCUCUUCUCAACCUUGGGUUCCCUAUUACCGGCUUUUCUGUUCUCGCCUGCCUUCUAGACCUUGCCCCUGGGCUAGUGUGCCCCUAUAGCCUCGUUUUGUUUUAUGGGCCUGUCCAAUCUUUGGUUGAAGGGUGAACCUCAGGAGUGACUUCAUUACUGAGCUAUAAGCAUGUCUGGGGGCCAUACUCUCAGGGUUUCUCCAGUCUCUGUCAGGCCAGCAAAUCUGGUCUUUCUUUUUGAGUUAGAAUUUUGUACAUUUUUUUCCCCAGCUCUGUCCGAGACCCUCUGUUGUGAUCCCUGUCAGACCAGUCCGUGGUGGUAGCUGGGCACCAUCUAGUUGUCCUGGACUCAGUCUGGUGGAGGCCAUGGUGGAGAUGUGGUCAGUUAGUCCUCUGGACCAAUCUUUCCCUUGUGUCUUUAGUUUUUUUAUUCUUCCUUGCUCCCAAAGGGUUGAGACCAGUGGAGUAUCCUAGAUGGCCACUGACAGGCUUUUAAGACCCCAGACACUACUCACCAAAGUAGAAUGUAGAACAUUUUCUUUAUAAAAUAUGCCAGUUGAACUAGAUGUUCCCUGAGACCAUGGUCCCCACAGCCCCAAGGACUUCUUUUGCUGCUCUCCUAUUUGUUCGAGUUAUGGGGAUAAUUCCUUGAUUUUGGCUCAUUCUUCUUUUUGGGUAUGCGCAUUUAAUGCUAUAAAUUGACCUCUGAGCACUUCUUUUGCUGUGUCCUAAAGGUUCUGGCAGGAUGUGUUUUCAUUCUCAUUUGAUUCUAUGAAUUUCUUUAUUCCAUCCUUAAUUUCUUCUGUAACCCAGUAUUUUUUGAGCAAGGUGUUGUUUACUUUUCCAUGUGUUCGAUUUUUUUUUUUCCUUGUCUUUUCUGUUAUUUAUUUCUACUUUAAUGGUUUUAUGGUCAGAAGAUGCUUUGUAAUAUUUGAAUGUUUUAGAUUCUUUUAAGGCUUGCUUUAUGGCCUAAUAUGUGGUCUACUCUGGAGAACGUUCUGUGUGCAUUGGAAAAGAAAGUAUACUUGGCUGCUGUGGGGUGAAGUGUUCUUCAUAUGUCUGUGAGGUCAAAUUGGUUGAUUGUGGCAUUUAGAUGUUCUGUGUUUUUAUUGAGCUUCUUUCUGGAUGUUCUAUCCUUCACCGUAAGCGGUAUGUUGACGUCUCCUACUCUUGUUGUGGAGCUGUCUGUCUCUGUUUUCAGUGCUGUUAGAGUUUAUGUAUUUUGUAGCCCUGUCGUUGGGUGCAUAAAUAUUUUUUAUUAUGGUUAUGUCUUCCUGGUGUAUUGACCCUUUAAUCAUUUUAUAGUGUCCUUCCUUAUCCUUCGUGGUGGAUUUUACUUUAAAGUCUUUUUUUUUUGUCAGAAAAUAAUAUUGCCAGCCCUGAUCUUUUUUGAUUGUUGUUUGCUUAAUAUAUAUAUAUUUUUCCAUUCUUUGAGUUUUAGUUUGUGUCUUUAAGUCUAAGGCAUGUCUCUUAUAGGCAGCAUAUAGACGGAUCGUGUUUUUUAAUCCCUUCUGCCACUCUCUGUCUCUGUUGGUGCAUUUAGUCCAUUUACAUUCAGCAUAAUCAUUGAUAGGUGUGAGUUUAGUGCCGUCAUUUUGGUGUCUUUUUUGUAUGUGUGUUGUGACAGUUUCUUUGUUCUGCUUAAUUUUUUGUGCUGAGUAGUUUUUCUUUAUAUAUUUUCUUUUCCUCUUUUUCAUUGUUGUUGAUUUUGUAUUUGCUGAGUCUUUAUGUUUUUCUUGUUUUUAUUUUGAUAUAUAGGAUUGUUAGUUUCCUUUGUGGUUAUCUUAAUAUUUACCCCUAUUUUUCUAAAUUUAAACCAGUUUUAUUUCUUUAUAACACUUUGACUUCCUUUCCAUAUGAAAGAUCUAUGACUACAUUUUUUAGUCUUUCUUUUUUGUUUUAAUGUUGUCAUCGUUUAGAUAAUGACAUCUCUGUUUCCCUGUUUGGAGCAUUUUAGCUUUGAUUUAUUUUUGUGAUUUCCCUAUGUGGCUUGAUAUCUGGUUGCUCUGUCCUAUGUUGAUGUCUUGAGUUGUUAUCUGAUGUUAUUGAUUUUCUAACCAGAGGACUCCCUUUAGUAUUUCUUGUAAUUUUGGUUUGAUUUUUGCAAAUUGCCUAAACUUCUCUUAAUCUGGAAAUGUCCUAAUUUCACCAUCAUCUUUGAGAGACAGUUUUGCUGGAUAUGUAAUUCUUGGCUGGCAGUCUUUUUCCUUCAAGGCUUUAUAUGUGUCAUCCCAUUGCCUUCUUACCUGCAUGGUUUCUGCUGAGUAGUCUCCGUUUAGUCUUAUUGCCUCUCAUUUGUAGGUGACUUUUUGUUUAUCCCUCAAAACCCAAAACCAAACUCACUGCCGUUGAGUCAAUUCCGACUCAUAGCAACCCUAUAGGACAGAGUAGAACUGCCCCGAUAGAGUUUCUAAGGAGCACCUGGCAGAUUUGAGCUGCCGACCUCUUGGUUGGCAGCCAUAGCUCUUAACCACUACACCACCAGGGUUUCCUGUUUAUCCCUAGCUGCUCUUAAAAUUCUCUAUCUUUGGUUUUGGCAAGUUUGAUUAUAAUAUGUCUUGGUGACUUUCUUUUGGGAUCUACCCUGUGUGGGGUUUGAUGAGCUUCUUAGAUAGAUAUCUCCUUGUCUUUCACAAUAUCAGGGAAGUUUCCUGCCAACAAAUCUUUAACAAUUCUCUCUGUAUUUUCUGCUACCCCUUCCCCCACCCCUAUUCUUGUACUGCAGUCACUCAUAGGUUAUCCCUCUUGAUGCUGUCCCACAAAAUUCUUAGGAUUUCUUCAUUGUUUUAAAUUCUUUUAUCUGAUUUUUCCUCAAAUAUGCUGGUGUCAAGUGCUUUAUCUUCAAUUGCACUAAUUCUGACUUCUGUCGCCUCAGUUCUGCUCCUAUGACUUUCUACUGAGUUGUCUAAUUCUGAAAUUUUGUUGUUAAUCUUCUGGAUUUCUGUUUGCUGCCUCUCUGUGGAUUCUUGCAGCUUGUUAAAUUUGUCACUAUGCUCUUCUCUAAUCUUCUUAAGUUCCUCUUUUGCUUUGUCUGUGCUGCUUGGCUUGUUCUGUGUUUUCGCUGAUCUCUUGAAGAGUUCUGUAUAUUAAUCUUUUGUAUUCUACCUUCCAUAAUUCCAGGAAAUUAUCUUCAUCCAGAUUUCUUGAUUCUUUGUUUUGGGAGCUUGCUGAAACCGUCAUGGUCUGCCUCUUUAUAUGAUUGAAUAUUGACUGUUGUCUCUGAGCCAUUGAUAAAUUAUUGUAUUUAUUUAUGUUUGCUUACUGUGUCCUAGCUUCCUGUUUUUUUUUUUUUUGGAUAGGCCCAAAUAGGUUGCUUGAGUGAACUAGUUUGAUUAUUGGCACCUUCGAAGCUCUAAUGUCCUCUCACCAAAUGGUUAGAGCUGUUAACUAGGUAUGUGAGCCCAGGAGUCUAUUUACUUUUCUUGUUUGGAUUCAGCUCAGUUGUACAGGUAGUCGGUCACCAAGUGUGUGAUGCAGGCUGUCACCUACAGUCUUAGACAAGCAGGGGUGAUUGGUGUAGGCACAGAUAUCUGGCUGCAGUAGGGGGUCAGGCACUGAGCAAGGCAGUGGGCUAACAACCACUCCUAAAGGUCUGAGAGCAAAGCAUGUCCCUGUCCUCUAGAGUGCGUAGGUGGGUGGGUUUUGCAGCCUGUCUAUGGGCACCCAAUGCUGUUGACUUUAAGGAGUGGGAGGCAGCACUUAUCCUUUGGACCCCUGUCGCAGGUGGCUAGGUGGUAUGGGUGGAGCCAUCAUCAGUUCUCAGGCCCCUGAUGCGGGGAGGUGAGGACUCUGCUCAAUAGACAGAGUGGUGUCAAACGUUACAAACCUGCCUCUCCACCAUAUAGCUGAAACAGUUGACAUUAGACUUCAGGUACACACCCUGUUGUACUGUGCUAAUGAGGGCCUACGCUGUUGAAAUGGGCCCACACAGGUCUAUGCAGGGAUGAUAGGCAUUCUAAGUCCAUGGACCCCUUAUGCCUGUGCCUAGGCAAAAGAACUGUUUCUGCUGAGUUCCUGGCCUAGGGGAGCCAGCAGAUGAUUUUUUCGCUGUAUGUUAAUUUGUUCCUUCUUCAAGGCUGAGAAAAUGGCUCAGGCCAUGAGAUGGGUCCUACUUCUGGCCCAGAGAAUGGGGCUAUCACUGAAGCUGGCUCGGGACACAGUGCAGAGUGGGAAGGGGGAAGGUAAGUGGGAGAGAAUUUUUUCCCAAAGGGUGUUUUUUGAUCCGCACAGUAGGUUAGACGCAUGUACUUAUCUUUUGCCCUGUUGAGCCCCGCUUUUUGCCAAAUCUGGAGGCGUGAGUAGACUCUCCGCCACUUGGUCUCUCCUGACUUGGAAAAUGUGCCCUGAAUGCUACUGCUUGCUUUACCACUGGCGCCAGCUGAUCCCAGCCUUCAGGGUGCCAGAUCACCCCUGGUCAGGUCUGACAACUCAUCACUGCCUCUGAACCAUCUCUCCCUCCCCCUGCUGCCCAGUCCAAUUCUUCAACUUUCCUUUGAUGUUCUGGGCUCCUAGAUUGUCAUAUAUAAUCUAUUCACUUGUUUUUUAGGGUCUUUGUUGUAAAAGGGACCACGGGAAGUAUCUGACUGCUCUGCCAUCUUGGCCCCACCCUCUUAUACUUAGUUCUUUUAACCUUUGUCAUAGCUUAGUGUAAAAUUAUAUAUACUUUAAUAUGCAUGCUCCAAGUAAGGUAAAGUUUCAGAGAGAUAACAUGCUGCUGAUAGAUCAGUGGCUUUCAAACUUGAGCAUGCAUGAGAAUUACCUGAAGGGUUUGUUAAGACACAGAUUGCUGGGCUCCACCCCACAGUUUCUGAUUCAGUAGGUCUGCUUGGGGGCCUAGGAAUUGGAACUUUUCUAACAAGCUUUCAGGUAAUGUUGGUGUUGCUGGCACCACAUUUUGAGUUUCCCUGUUAUGAGGAAAGAGCACUAACUGUGAAGUUGGGUUCCCUCUGUUCCCUGUUAAUGAAUUUAUUUGAGGAAAUCAUUUAAUGUGUAUUACAUUUUCUUAAAUGUAAAAUGGAGGUUAAUCCAACCUACCUAGAGAUGCAGAAAUGAUAAUGUAGGUGAAGUGUCUAACCCAGCACACUUCAGUGCUGAUCCCCUUGGUCAGUGUGCACGCCCUUCAGUACCCUCAACUGUAAAGUGAGGAACUAAACUCAAUAUCUUCCAAGGUUCCUCUCAGCUCUAACAUUUCGUGAUUCUUAAAGUUCUGUAUUUCAAAAGACCAUCGCAAUGCUGAACACCUAUGUGUGCUUGUUGUUGUUAGGUGCCAUCGAGUCAGUUCCAACUCACAGCAACCUUAUAGGACGGCAGAACUGCCCCAUAGGGCUUCCAAGUAGCAGUUGGUGGAUUCGAACUGCCGACCUUUUGGUUGGCAGCUGACCUCUUAACCACUGCACCACCAGGGCUCCUAUGUGAGCUUAGUGCUUUGUAUAGAGUAGUACCAACAGUGAUAUUGCAUAAGCCAUGUGUUCAUUUUUUGCUUUUAGGGUUAACUAUUAAAAAUUUUUUUUCAGACCCAAAUUUAUACAGCAACAUUUGCAAAGUUAUAUCCAAGCACAGUUUGAAUCAAUAACAGUUUUAUGGAGACAGAGUAUAUCAGAUAAAUAUGCUACAAUAUGUCCACACACUAACUUUUCUAAGUGACUGGCCUUAUGGGAGCACUUUACUACAUUGCUUCUUAAUGGAGGCAUGUUCAAAAUGUGUAGUUUUCUUUACCUUCUUGAUUUUCAGACAGCAUUAAAUAAGCAUUAAUUUCAUACAAGCUAAAAUUCUGAGAAUAUGAUCGUAUAUAGCAUGUGAUUGUUCAAAGUGCUUUAUUUAAAUAGUCACAGUAGUUACUAUUGUGAAUUUAUAGUCUUAAAAUGGCGAUGCCAACAGUACUGGGCUGAAAUACUUCAGAUUUUCUUUUUUUCCCUCAGAACUGGGUCUCAAAGCCAGGUCUCUGGGUUCUUUUUAUUUAUUUUUAUUAUUAUUAUUUUUAUUGUACUUUAGAUAAAGGUUUACAGAACAAACUAGUUUCUCAUUAAACAGUCAGUACACAUAUUGUUUUAUGACAUUGGUUAACAACCCCACGACAUGUCAACACUCUCCCUUCUCAACCUUGGGUUUCCUAUUACCAGCUUUCCUGUCACCUCUUCCCUUCUAGUCUUUGCCCCUGGGCUGUUGUGUCCCUUUAGUCUUGUUUUGUUAUAUGGGCCUUCUAAUUUUUGGCUGAGGGUUGACCCUCGAGAGUGACUUCUUUACUGAGCCAAAAGGAUGUCCAGGGGCCAUACUCUCAGGGUUUCUCCAGUCUGUCAGGCCAGUAAGUCUGAUCUUUUUUUUUGUGAGUUAGAAUUUUGCUUUACAUUUUUCCCUAGCCCUGUCCGGGACCUUCUGUUGUGAUCCCUGUCAGAGUAGAUUUUCUUAUGUUUUAAUUCUACCUUGUCAGAAAAAGGGAGCUCUGGUGACUCAGUGGUUAAGCACUGGUGCUAGCCAAAAGGUUGGCGGUUCAAACCCGUGGGAGAAAGAUGUGGCAGUCUGCUUCUGCAAAAAUUACAGCCUAGGAAACCCCAUGGGGCAGUUCUACUCUGUCCUAUAGUGUCACCAUGAGUUGGAAUCGACUCAACAGCAAUGGAUAACAAGCAACGAGUUGUCAGAAAGGGAAAACUCAGUCCCAACCAGGGUCCUUUUGCAUUUCCCUAGCCAUCUAAAUCUGAUAUACUGUAAAUAUGGUGAAAAGUACAUACAAUAAAAAGAGUACAUAACUGAUUGGGAUUUGGAGACAUUUGUAAACUUGAACAAAGUAUUUGCAUCCAUCCAGGAUAGUCCCCUUAAACUGAUAACUGCUGGGUGCCAGCAGGGUGGGCACCAGUGGCAUGGGUAGGAGGACUUUUCCUUCACAGUAGAUAGGGCAACUGCAUUUGAAAUGCCUGUUUUGUAAAACCAGAGUAGAAAGAAUGCAGAUGAGAUAUGGAAAAUGCUAAUUCUCUUUAUUAGUGUAACAUGAAAUAUCUGAUAAUUGCAAAAAAAAAAAAAAACAA